This is a messenger RNA of Somion occarium, 1863 nucleotides long. The record is from the annotation of a GenBank genome assembly. Lineage: Eukaryota; Fungi; Basidiomycota; Agaricomycetes; Polyporales; Cerrenaceae.
ACACGUGCAAGAGCUUUGUGCACCACUGAGCUGUGCUUACUUCAGAGGACUUCAGAGGACCUGUCAUCGCUCAGCUUGCUUAUUGAGAUGUCUUUAUGACAUCUUUUCGUCCCUAAUGAAGUUCAGAAUAGGUGCACUUUCGAGGCACCCAGGUGCUCGCCGUCACGGAGUCACCUCGGUACACUGCACUUCCUGAUUCAAUUAUCUGCAGAGCUUUUUCACAUGAUGACAUCAUUGCUAGCAAGUAUAUGCACCAAUCUUGCAGCGACAUUUUAGCAUCAACCGUCGGUUAUGUAGUUUGUGUCUCACCCGAAACCUUCCCUCAACGGUCAUAGCACGCGGUCGUUUCAGAUGAGAUACAUCCUCAAAGUUUCGAUGCAACAUUCAUAUAUGAAGCGACGUUCUCGAACGACUCGUUCGCGUACAUCUCGGUCUUGUUGCGGACAUGUCUGUCACUUACAACUCUGCCAUCAAAGAUACUAGCUCCAUGUUAUACGCUGUAUGGAGAUGGGCCUGUAAAUGCAGGAUGGCAGCAAUUCUUUGCUGGUUCUGGAUCAGAUGGCACUCAUGAUUCUCAAUGCGGGCAGCCCUCUAUUGGGAGUUCGCUACACACGAGCAGUGCCUCCGGUGCGAGUAUGGUUCUAAAUUUCGUCGGCACUGCGAUAUAUCUGUUCGCUUUGGACGACGUCUUAGUUGCGCAUGACGGUCUCGAGCAUCAAAAUCAUCGAGUGAAUCUGACAUUAUCUCCGGCGACUGAUCAACAACUAAGUUUUGAUCGAGCAAUUGUAUCGGAUACCACUCCAUCAGGAAUAGGCUCGCCAUAUCAAAAUACUGAUGACACUACAUUCACGUAUAGUCCAGGCUGGCAGAUUAACAACGACUUUCGAAUCCCAAUUACAGCGAGACCUGCGGCAUUCCACGAGACGUCCACUCAAGGCGCAUCCGUGUCAAUAAAUUUCACCAGCAGCGUCGGCAUAUCUGUGAAUGGUAGUAGAAGUUGUGGCCAUGGCUUGUAUACAGCUGCAUUGACCAGCGAUAAGCUUGGUUCGGGUUUACAGGAAACAUACAACGCAAGCACGCAUUGGUUCAUCAGUGACUCUCUGCUAUGUUACCGCGGUGAUCUGGAUCCCGCUGCACAGUAUCAAUUCCUGCUCUCCGAUGCGAGCGCUGCCCCAUUGGCCUUGUCAUAUGCGAAGUUUUGCAAAGUCAACAUAACUGAAAGCACCACACUUGUCUCUGCGGACCUAACCCUUGCGUCCAAACCAGAACUGGAUAUAGGGUUAACAGUCGGCCCAGUCCUAGCUGUGGUCAUUAUUGUUUUAUUCCUCCUGUUCCUCUUCUUCCGGAGAUCCCACCGACAACUCAGCGAAGACGCAGAGAGUACUUUCGGAGAUAUUUCUCCAUACAUCCUGGACGUUGUUGCAGCCAAUGUGCAUAUGAGCAGCAACACGACUCUCACAGCCAGCAUCGACACCAACACCGGCAACGGAGGCAACGGGCAUCGAAUUGAGGCAAUAACACCCGCGAGCGUGAAUGUUCCGAAUCAAACGGAUUCAUCGACAAGCAGCAAUCCAUUACCUGCUACACAGCCAAACACACAAGUUCCGAUGCCUACUCGGCCUUCCUGACUCCAUCUAGACCUAGAUCGUGUAACCGAGCUAGUAGCUCAGAGAAUCGGCAGACUCCACUGGUCUUCUCCAAGUCCCUCUACGUCGGCUCCGCUUCCAGAGUACUCUAGAGGAUGAGGCUCUGGGUUCACGAGAAUGACAGGAUAUCAGACGACGAAAGAGCGAAGUUGUCGAUGAGCGAACGGGACCACGGAGGCGAAGUGGGACGAGGCAGCAAUAAGGUAUUCGUUUGUUC